CGCCCAUAAAAAGGCGACGACUCUCAAGCAGUGGCAUCACUCCGCCUGACACCUCCAGGACCACUCCAGGACCACCCCAGGACCACUCCAGGACCACCCCAGGACCACUCCAGGACCACUCCAGGACCACUCCAGGACCACUCCAGGACCACUCCAGGACCACCCCAGGACACCGCCGCUUCCCCUCUGCAUCCUCUCCACGUGCCCACCAUGGCUCAGAGCAUCGUGCCCCUGGUGGUCGUGUUGCUCGCCGGCUCGCUGGCUCUCAGCAACGCGAACGGAAGCAGCAGUGGAUUUAACAACGUGUUCUGUCAGAGCAAGGCCGAUGGUCUGUACGCAGACUGCUCAGACUCCCACAGCUUCUACCACUGCUCCAAUUCCCUGACGUACCACAAGCAAUGCCCAGCCAACCUGGUGUUCAACCCGGCCAAAAACUUGUGCGACUGGUCAGUUGGAGACGAAGUCGCAGCAGCAACCACCCAGGGUCACAACCUACCGGUGGUGAACCCGAUAUUCUGUCAGAGCAAGGCCGAUGGUCUGUACGCAGACCCCUCAGACUCCCACAGCUUCUACCACUGCUCCAAUUUCCUGACGUACCACAAGCAAUGCCCAGCCAACCUGGUGUUCAACCCGGCCAUCAGCGUGUGCGACUGGCCCGGUGCAGGUGCAGGUCAAGUCGCAGCAGCGACCACCCAGGGUCACAACAUACCGGUGGUGAACCCGGUAUUCUGUCAGAGCAAGGCCGAUGGUCUGUACGCAGACCCCUCAGACUCCCACAGCUUCUACCACUGCUCCAAUUCCCAGACGUACCACAAGCAAUGCCCAUCCAACCUGGUGUUCAACCCGGCCAUCAGCGUGUGUGACUGGCCCGGUGCAGGUGCAGGUCAAGUCGCAGCAGCGACCACCCAGAGUCACAACCUACCGGUGGUGAACCCGAUAUUCUGUCAGAGCAAGGCCGAUGGUCUGUACGCAGACCCCUCAGACUCCCACAGCUUCUACCACUGCUCCAAUUCCCAGACGUACCACAAGCAAUGCCCAUCCAACCUGGUGUUCAACCCGGCCAUCAGCGUGUGUGACUGGCCCGGUGCAGGUGAAGGUGCAGGUCAAGUCGCAGCAGCGACCACCCAGGGUCACAACAUACCGGUGGUGAACCCGAUAUUCUGUCAGAGCAAGGCCGAUGGUCUGUACGCAGACCCCUCAGACUCCCACAGCUUCUACCACUGCUCCAAUUCCCAGACGUACCACAAGCAAUGCCCAUCCAACCUGGUGUUCAACCCGGCCAUCAGCGUGUGUGACUGGCCCGGUGCAGGUGAAGGUGCAGGUCAAGUCGCAGCAGCGACCACCCAGGGUCACAACAUACCGGUGGUGAACCCGGUAUUCUGUCAGAGCAAGGCCGAUGGUCUGUACGCAGACCCCUCAGACUCCCACAGCUUCUACCACUGCUCCAAUUUCCUGACGUACCACAAGCAAUGCCCAGCCAACCUGGUGUUCAACCCGGCCAUCAGCGUGUGCGACUGGCCCGUGGUGAACCCGGGAUUCUGUCAGAUCAAGGCUGAUGGUCUGUACGCAGACCCCUCAGACUCCCACAGCUUCUACCACUGCUCCAAUUUCCUGACGUACCACAAGCAAUGCCCAGCCAACCUGGUGUUCAACCCGGCCGUCAGCGUGUGCGACUGGCCCGAAAACGUCGCACAAGCGACCACCCAGGGAAUCACCGUACCACCGUUCGUGGCGAACUUCUGCGAGGCCAAGGCGGACGGCAUGUUCGCAGACUCGCAGAACAGCAACGCCUUCUACCACUGCUCCAACCACAACACCUACCACAAACUCUGCCAGCAGGGCCUGGUGUUCAACCAGGGGCUCGGAGCUUGCGUGUGGCCAAGCCAAGGAGUCUAAGUUGGAGUCACGGGACAUCCAGGCGGUGAAGGCGUCUCCUACAAUGUCACCAUCACCACCACAUCACCACCCUCAUCAUCACCAUCAAUUUACUACCAACAUAAUCACCACCACCAUCACGACCACAUCACUACCAUCACCAUAA
Molecule: messenger RNA, 2041 nt
Organism: Petromyzon marinus (sea lamprey)
Lineage: Eukaryota; Metazoa; Chordata; Hyperoartia; Petromyzontiformes; Petromyzontidae
Product: chondroitin proteoglycan 2-like
Cellular component (GO): extracellular region
Molecular function (GO): chitin binding
Source: RefSeq, a predicted model, not a curated record